Molecule: messenger RNA, 1685 nt
Organism: Bicyclus anynana (squinting bush brown)
Lineage: Eukaryota; Metazoa; Arthropoda; Insecta; Lepidoptera; Nymphalidae
Product: chromaffin granule amine transporter-like
Exons: 11
Coding region: 226-1614 (462 amino acids)
Biological process (GO): aminergic neurotransmitter loading into synaptic vesicle; transmembrane transport
Cellular component (GO): terminal bouton; synaptic vesicle membrane
Molecular function (GO): serotonin:sodium:chloride symporter activity
Source: RefSeq, a predicted model, not a curated record
UUUCACCAGUUAUCUUGAAAGCCUCAUCCAAUGGCGUUAAAUUCUAAUAAAACGCACACGCGCUGGCGAACACUGAUUGAAAACAAAUUGCUUCUUAUCAUCGAGGCACACGCUAUUGAGGGACACAGAUGGGACUCUAUAGAUGGGACAAUGUAUCAUCUAUAGAUGGGACUUUUGUGCUGCGUUCCUGCAGUCUUCUCCCGACCGUCAUAGCAUCAAGUAAAGAUGCAGGAAUACACGUCCACAUCGGGAUUAGUUGCUUUUGCAUUGGUUUAUCUAACAUUUUUCUUGGACAACGUUUUACUGACUGUGUUAGUGCCAAUAAUUCCGGACUGGGUGCAAGGCGAAUCACUGGCGUUGUGGACGGAGCAUGGCGCGCCGCUUGCCAAGCUUCUCAACACCACGGUGCAUCAGAUCACCCAUCAGGAUCCCGGAAGUCGCGUAGGAACUUCGCAGGCCAUCGUAGGUGCAGUACUAGGUGCGAAGGCGGCGACACAACUGCUCGUGACUCCUGCCGCCGCCAACCUCACAUCCUGCCGCGGCCCGGCCACUGGUCUACGCCUGGCCACUGCCUUGCUGGCCACUGCUGCUCUGGUUUUUGGCUGCUGCGCGGGUCGUGGCGGCGCGGUGUGCGCGGGCUUGGGGCGCGCGUCGCAAGGUGCGGGCGCAGCGCUGGGUGGCGUGGCGGGGCUCGCGCUGGUGGCACGCGCGCUGCCACCGCACCGACGCCACCGAGCACUCGGCGCGCUGCUGGGAGCUGUCGCACUCGGAGUCUUAGUAGGAUACCCGUUUGGUGGUGCAGCAUACAAGCUAUGGAGCCCGGCUGCACCGUUCCAACUAAUCGCUACUGCGCUUUUGAUCAAUCUUGGAAUGCAGUACAUUUUCCUGGGUAAAGAAGAAUAUAAUACGGGCACCAACGAAGCGAGUGAUGCAAGUGUGGGCGCGCGCGUGAUGUGGUCAGAAGCCGGGCGAGGCGCGACGGGUGCUUGCGCCGGUGCUGUGCUCCUCACUACGUGUGUGAUGGCCGCUCUGGAGCCCUGCCUGCCGCUGUGGAUCAUACACAAGUUUCAUCCCGAGAGAUGGGCUUUAGGCGCCGUGUUUCUGCCGGACAGCGCGGGGUACCUAGUGGCUGCAAGUGGGCUGGGCUCGCCCGCCCAGCGCUGGGGGCCGGAGCGAGUCGCCAUCGUCGCCGUGUUGUGUGUGGGCUUUGCGGCGUUGGCUGUGCCGCAUGCUCCUUCCGUAAGCUGGUUGAUGUUCCCGCAAGCAGCGUUAGGUGGAGGUCUGGGGGCGGCGGACGCAGCGCUGGUGCCAGCAUUGCUGGCUAAGAGAUCGCAAGCGCUGCCUCAUCGUGCUGCUUUGCUGCAAGCUGCUUCUGCUUCGGCAUAUGCUAUUGGUCCAGUGAUGGGAGGAGUGGUGUCCUGGUGCGCGGGAUUUGAGACCGCUCUGCGAUUUCUAGGGGUUGCGAACAUUCUGUACGCCGCCUACCUCUACCGAGUACUCUCUGAAUAUCCCCUUUCGGAAAAGUGGGGAGCAAGCAACACACCCGAGGACGAAGACGUAGAAUCGGAUGAGCUGACGCCUCUUGGGACCUCUGCACACGUACCCGCAAAAUAAGACCAAACCAAACGAAUGUUUCAUUUAUUAGAUCUCCGCUUGAAUAAAAGUAAAGGAAAAUUUAAAUCUGA